This is a messenger RNA of Salvelinus namaycush (lake trout), 501 nucleotides long. Its product is annotated as olfactory marker protein-like. Gene Ontology annotation, biological process: sensory perception of smell; signal transduction. The record is from RefSeq and is a predicted model, not a curated record. Lineage: Eukaryota; Metazoa; Chordata; Actinopteri; Salmoniformes; Salmonidae. The transcript has a single exon. The coding region runs from base 1 to 501 and encodes 166 amino acids.
AUGGCUUCCCAAACCACACUGGAGCUGCCCUUCCAGCCCGACUUCCAUCUGACCGAGGUGAUGCACCAGCGGUCCACCACGGUCCAGUCUCUGCAGCAGCGCGGCGGAAAGCAGCAGGACGGUGAGCGUCUCCUCCGACCCCACGAGGCCGUUUACCGCCAAGACUUCUCCCUGCAUUCCUUGCACUUCACCCACUGGGGCGUGUGGCUGGCACGUCCGGGCCGCCUCACUGUGAUUGCCAUCUCGCAACUCUGGGCGCCCGACCUCACCCACCUGAUGAACCGCCAGCUACUGGACCCGGCGGGGGUGUUCUGGCGAGCCGAGGGCGAUGGCAACGACACGCCUGUGCACCACUACGAGGCCGACGCCCAGGAGUUUAGCGAGCGGAUCGCUGAAUUAGAAAAGGUGAGGAAGACAAUGUACUUCCUGCUGGUGUUUGAGGAGGGUGUUGGUCCCGACGUCUUUGAAUGUUCCAUCAGCUUCCAGGUGGACCAGAAGUGA